UCUUCGACGCGAUGUUCGACCUUCCCCAACCAAGAAGAAACCACUCCGACGAGACAUUCGACGGCCUAGACGUAAUUCAGGUGUCGGAGAACAACAGGACGCUCGACAUGUUGCUGAGAUUUUGUUAUCCGGCUGCAAUAAAAGAUCCUAGUUUGGAGGAUAUGAAUGACGUGGAAGAAGUCUUAGAAGCUGCAAUGAAAUACGGAAUGGAAGAGAUUGAAGAAAGGGUGAGGAAAGCCAUGGUUGCCCCAUCCCUCCUGGAGAGCAACUCCGCGCGCCUCUUUGCAAUUGCAUGUCGAUAUGGUCUCGAACCGGAAGCUAGGAUCGCUGCAAGAUAUUCGCUCCAUCAUCCGGCCCCGACGCAGGAUACCCAUGCCAUAACAUGCCUUCCUAAUGAUGUCAUGAAGGGUCUUGCCGCAUAUCGCUCGAAGUGUAGCCACGCUGCCAGAACGCUUUGCGACAAUCUGGACUGGUUAAAACAAUCACAGACCCACAGUUUCUACGAGUGGUGGACAAACUGUUGUUCAUGUGACUCGAAGGCGGAUGUCAGAUACAUGACACAUGGAACCUAUCCACGAGAGUGGUUGGCAGAUUACAUGGACGAGACAUCCAUUGCCUUGGAAGAGUCUCCUUGUGGGGCAGCAGUGACGAAAAAUUUGGCAAAAGCUGUCGAGAGGGCAAGCAAUUGUCCCUCAUGUCGGCGGCGUGCGCAUGACCAGAUGGUUCAAUUUACCGAGACUUUUGUUCGGGAAUUGGACAGAGCCAUUACCAAGGUGCGCGAACAACUAAAUUGCUGUCGCUUGAAGGAUCUAAACAGUCUUCGUAGAUCCCCCUAGAUGUCACCAUCAUGAUGUGAUGAAAUGUUCGACAUGACCUGCGCUGUGCAAUUGUGUGUCAAAAACCAUCGGGUCCGCUGGGUUCAACCAUUCUGUUCGAUCGACGUCACAGUUGAACUACUUACGAUGUAAUUACCUUAUUAUCAAGGACGUAGAGUCAGCCUAUCUGCCAGUCGAAUAGGACCUAUAGAGUACUUCCCCUAUAAUGAUAGUCAAAAGACAGAUACUUACUAUCUAGAUCUGUUGCUUGGCGUCGCACAUCAUGACCAUCGUAUACCAACAUAGACACGUUCGCGCUUUACCAACGAAACUCAUAUGCAACACACUAGUCCUAUAAUCUACCGAUUCCAUCGAGUUGAGUUGGCGGUGCCGGUGAGAGUGGAGGUCUGAAGAGCGAAUCCAAGUUUAGAAUUCGAACAUCAAAGCUAAAUCCCAAAGGGGAACCUGUAUCCCUCCUAUCAGUACUUGUCAGGUCGUAUCGUGCUGUCGGUUUCCACG
Messenger RNA from Suillus paluster, 1334 nucleotides. RefSeq lists its product as uncharacterized. The coding region runs from base 12 to 836 and encodes 274 amino acids. Lineage: Eukaryota; Fungi; Basidiomycota; Agaricomycetes; Boletales; Suillaceae. The record is from RefSeq and is a predicted model, not a curated record. The transcript has a single exon.